This is a messenger RNA of Cylicostephanus goldi, 201 nucleotides long. Lineage: Eukaryota; Metazoa; Nematoda; Chromadorea; Rhabditida; Strongylidae. The record is from the annotation of a GenBank genome assembly.
AUGAACUCUCUGCUCGCCUAUACAAUAUUAUUUACUGUUAUGCUGUGUGCAAAUGCCCAGCUGGGGCUAGGACUCUAUGGAUCUCCCUACGGAUUGUAUGGACCUGGCUACGGUUUCGGACCUUAUGGAUUGUACAGUCCCUACAGCCCAAUCAGAACAGCCAUCGCAGCAUCGUUACUCACUGGUGCUUUUGGCAAAUAA